UUGUGCAACCGUAAUACAAGGUUUCAAAGCAUUUGUAACAGUGUCCAAGCUGAACUGUAGAAUAAUUACAGGAGUAAUUUGUGGACCUGAAAAAUAACUGACAAUGGCGGUGUUACAAAUGGUACUGCUGCUCUGUGCUGGGAGUUCACUUGCAGAGGAGUUCUUUUCACCAACUGUGAACAUUAUUGCUGAGCUUGAGAAACUGAAAAGCAUGAAUGAAAGGAUACAAAAGUUAGAAGAAACACUGGCCAAAGUGUUGAAUGAAAAUGAAGCAUUGAAAACCACAGUACAAGAUUCACAAAAUAAGCUUGAAUCUUUCCAGAAAGAGAACGAAGCCAAAAAAGUCGCCUUUUCUGCUGGACUUCUGGAAUCAGGAACAGGAAACACUGGGCCCAUUAGUACUGCAAAAAUUCUGGUCUACAAAAAAGUCUUCAGUAAUAUCGGAGGUGCCUAUGACUCAAAUACUGGUGUUUUCACAGCACCAAUGAAAGGAGCGUAUUACUUCAGAUUUAAAGGUCAUUCUCAUGGCGGAACCACAAUGGCAGUCAGUCUCUUGAAGAAUGGUCAAACCCAGUGCUCUCUGCAUGCUUGGAAGCCUGCUUCCAAUGGUAAUGCUAGCAAUGGCAUUGUUCUCACACUUGAGACCGGUGAUCAAAUUUCUACACGACUUUGGCAGAACACCUGGGUUUAUGAUGAUCCAGCAAGUUACACCAGUUUUGGUGGUUUUCUGAUUUUUCCCUUGUGAAUGUCUUUAAUAACCCAUAUCCAGUGCAGUACACAAUGUGAAAAUUAUUUUAUGGAAUUUAAUUGUUCCUGUGUAAGUGAACUAUAUCUUUGUAAGUAAGAGUAAACAUUGCGCACAAAGAAGGGAAAUUAUUGCUUUUGUUACAAUAGCUUUAAGUCUAAACAAAACAGAGUGAAGAAGAGUAAAGGAGCUAAGCUCAUGAUCUUUCUAAGAACAAGAGUAGCACUUUCCAUGUUUCUAGCAUAUCAAAUGUUGAACAUUUAAUUAAAAAAAACAACUAUUAUGUCACUGA
Messenger RNA from Labeo rohita (rohu), 1037 nucleotides. RefSeq names its product complement C1q-like protein 2. Bases 104 to 745 code for a protein of 213 amino acids. Lineage: Eukaryota; Metazoa; Chordata; Actinopteri; Cypriniformes; Cyprinidae. Gene Ontology annotation, molecular function: protein binding. The transcript has 4 exons. The record is from RefSeq and is a predicted model, not a curated record.